AAAAAAUUCCAGGAGCAACUAGAAUAAUAUCUAAUUUUUUUCCUUUAAUUUACAUUACUUUACUUUACUUCCUUGAUUUUAUUAAAAAAAUAAAAAUCCAAACCAGAAGAGGGCUAUAUCGACAAAAGUCGAUGUUGACCAAACUCGACUUUUCCUUCUCCUUCCCACACACACAUCAUCAUCCUACGUAAAAUCGAGACAUAUUGCAUGCCAUUGCAUACCAUUUGUUUAGAAAGAAAAAAAAAUGAAAAAGCGUAAAUAAAAUACAGUGAUUUUAUUUUAUAACACAGCAUAAAUAAACAUAUUCAGUAAAAAUGUCGAGACAUAGAGACGUUCGUUGUAUGAAUUAUUCGGAUGAAUAUGAUGGUUACGAUGAUGUUUACGGACAUUCUGUGGAAGACGAUUACUGCGUGUCUCCUGGUGCUGAACAGUUUAUGUAUGACAGAAAUAAGCAGGCCAACAUUUCAUCUUUCAUAACCGAGCCGAAUAUUGCAGAAGGCAAUGAAGAGGAACAUGAAGAUCAACUGGCUAGUUAUAAAACUCCAACUCUUAGCGAAUUAGACACUGCAAAAUUAAUGUCCUGUAUCGACUCAAUUAGAACCGUUAUUGGUGACACGGUAGCAGAAUCUGAACUGAAGAAACGAAUUAUAGAGUUUGACUACAAUACGGAAGCGGUUUUAGAUGCUAUUCUAAAUUCUACCUCAUCUAAGAAAACCGAAGAACAAACACCGAAUAAACGUCCCUUGGAUUUUUCGUUAGGUAACAAGUCGACACCAAAAUCAGCUUCGCAAUUAGCGAAACCAGCAAUAAAAAUCGUUCCAGCAGCUGCUCGUUCAAUCGUUAAGGGUUUUGAUUUGAGUGGCACGGAAAAUACAGAACUCCUUCAUUCUCGAAUAUCAAGUCCACGUUCGCAAAGUCCAAGCUCGGAGCGAAAUUCGCCUGAUAUUAGGAGGAGGGAUGAUUCGAGUUUCAAGGAGAAAAAAUCUGGAUUUUCAAAAUCAGGUACACCCAGAUGUCAGUCUCCAAUUUCUGGCACAGCAUCACCUGAACCGGAUUCAAGAAAUAAGAUUGCUGAAGAGAAAGACGCUUUUGCUAUCUACAGGAAGAAACGAGGAGAUUCCAAGGAACAAUUGCAUUUGGUUGUCGUGGGACACGUCGAUGCUGGGAAAAGUACUUUACUAGGAAGACUUCUCUGUGAUUUGGGACAGGUUUCGUCCAAAUUGAUUCACAAGUAUCAACAGGAGAGUAAAAAAAUUGGCAAACAAUCCUUUGCUUAUGCUUGGGUUCUCGAUGAAACUGGCGAAGAGAGAGAACGAGGAAUCACAAUGGACGUGGGUCACUCAAAAUUUGAAACCAGUACAAAAUGUAUAACUUUGCUUGAUGCACCAGGUCAUAAGGAUUUUAUACCAAAUAUGAUAACUGGCGCCACUCAAGCUGAUGUUGCCCUUUUGGUUGUGGAUGCAACUAGAGGAGAAUUUGAAACUGGAUUUGAUAGUGGCGGCCAAACUCGAGAACACGCUAUUCUUUUACGAUCUUUAGGCGUUUCUCAGUUGGCAGUGGUUGUUAACAAACUUGAUACGGUUGAAUGGUCAAAGGAAAGAUUCAACGAAAUUGUUAAUAAAAUGAGCAUUUUUUUGAAACAAGUAGGAUUCAGGGAUGCUGUCACUUUUGUCCCAGCCAGUGGUUUAUCUGGUGAAAACAUUGUUUCAAAGCCAAAAGAAGUUCUUGCAAGUUGGUACAAUGGGCCAACUUUAGUUGGUGUUAUCGAUAACUUCAAAUGUCCAGAGCGACCAAUCGAUAAACCUCUUCGCUUUUCCGUUAAUGAUAUCUUCAAAGGCACAAGUUCCGGAUUCUGCAUUUCGGGACAUGUUGAAACUGGUUUGCUUUCCAUAGGCGAUAAAGUUGUCAUCUUACCGCAAAACGAAUCAGCCCAAGUGAAAGGAAUUCAAAUUGAUGAAUCUCCUACGACACAUGCCUUCGCCGGAGAUCAGCCAACUUUGAUUUUAUCGGGAGUGGAACAACAAAAUAUUGCCAUUGGCGAUAUUGUUAGCAGUGUACAUCAUCCAAUACCAGUAACGUCCUGUUUUCAAGCACAUAUUGUUAUUUUUACGAUAACAAAUCCGAUCACAAAGGGAAUGCCCGUUGUAAUGCAUCUGCAAUCGUUGAUUGAACCGGCAGUGAUGACGAAAUUAAUCGCGCAAUUAAAUAAAAGUACGGGCGAAAUAGUGAAGAAGAAACCUCGUUGCUUACCGAAAAAUUCGAGUGCAAUCGUCGAAAUCGUAACACAGAGACCAAUUUGCAUGGAAUUGUACAGAGAUAUUAAACAACUUGGCCGAGUUAUGUUGAGAGUGCAGGGCACUACGGUCGCAGCCGGUCUUGUUACUAAGAUCAAAUGAAUCACUAAACGGUUAACAAGUCUUUAAUAGUGUUUAUGUGAAAAGCCUUAGGCAAAAGAAUUAAAUUUUUCAUCUGUACAUUUUUCAAAAUGAAUUUUUUAAAUUAUACAAUUAAAAAAAAAACACUCGAGAAUGAUCAACAAACAUAAAUGUGUAUAAUGUGGUCUUUUUAACGGUCCCGUUUUUCUUACUUGUUGAUCCUGUCUUUAAUGCAUAAUAUGACAGGUAACAUUUAUAAUUUGUGAUACUUUAAAUGUAAAGAUUAACAUAUCUAAUAAAGUUGUACAUCGUUAUUAUGCAACUUA
Molecule: messenger RNA, 2701 nt
Organism: Leptopilina boulardi
Lineage: Eukaryota; Metazoa; Arthropoda; Insecta; Hymenoptera; Figitidae
Gene: HBS1
Product: protein HBS1
Exons: 9
Coding region: 315-2396 (693 amino acids)
Biological process (GO): translation
Molecular function (GO): GTP binding; GTPase activity
Source: RefSeq, a predicted model, not a curated record